GUCUUAAUGAAAGCUUUUGAAUUUACAGCUCAAGUUACUUUUCAAAGCAGUUGAAAACUGAACCGAAUGGGGAUUGAGCUGGUCUGCCUGUUCCUGCUACUUCUAGGAAGGAAUGAUCACGUCCAAGGUGGCUGUGCCUGGGGUGGUGCAGAAACCUGCUCAGACUGCCUGCUCACAGGACCUCACUGCGCCUGGUGCUCCCAGGAGAAUUUCACCCACCUGUCCGGAGCUGCCGUAAGGUGUGACACCCCAGUGAAUCUUUUAGCCAAAGGAUGUCAAUUACCCUUCAUCGAAAACCCUGUCUCCCAAGUAGAAGUACUUCAAAAUAAGCCUCUCAGCAUAGGUCAACAGAAAAAUAGUUCUGACAUUGUUCAGAUUGCUCCUCAAAGCUUGGUUCUUAAGUUGAGACCAGGGGGUGAGCAGACUCUGCAGGUGCAGGUCCGCCAGACGGAAGAUUACCCAGUAGAUCUGUAUUACCUCAUGGACCUCUCCGCCUCCAUGGAUGACGACCUAAACACAAUCAAAGAGCUUGGCUCCCGGCUUGCUAAAGAGAUGUCUAAAUUAACCAGCAACUUUAGACUGGGUUUUGGCUCUUUUGUGGAAAAGCCUGUUUCUCCUUUUAUGAAAACAACAGCAGAGGAAAUCACCAACCCUUGCAGUAGUAUCCCCUAUUUCUGCUUACCCACGUUUGGAUUCAAGCACAUUUUGCCAUUGACUGAUGAUGCCGAGAGAUUCAAUGAAAUUGUGAGGAAACAGAAGAUUUCUGCUAAUAUUGACACACCUGAAGGUGGAUUUGACGCAAUCAUGCAGGCUGCUGUGUGUAAGGAAAAGAUUGGCUGGCGCAACGACUCGCUUCACCUCCUGGUUUUUGUGAGUGAUGCAGAUUCUCAUUUUGGAAUGGACAGCAAGCUAGCAGGCAUUGUCAUUCCCAAUGAUGGGCUCUGUCACUUGGACCACAGGAAUGAAUACUCCAUGUCAACUGUCUUGGAGUAUCCAACUAUCGGCCAACUCAUUGAUAAACUGGUACAAAACAAUGUGCUACUGAUCUUUGCGGUCACUCAAGAACAAGUCCAUCUGUAUGAGAAUUAUGCGAAACUCAUUCCUGGAGCGACCGUGGGACUCCUUCAGAAGGAUUCUGGGAACAUUCUUCAGCUGAUCAUCUCUGCUUACGAGGAACUGCGGUCUGAGGUGGAACUGGAAGUAUUAGGGGACACAGAAGGACUCAACCUGUCUUUCACAGCUAUCUGUAACAAUGGCGUCCUCUUCCCACACCAAAAGAAAUGCUCCCAUAUGAAAGUCGGAGACACAGCAUCUUUCAAUGUGACUGUGAGCAUCUCCAACUGCGAGAAACGAAGCAGGAACCUUAUCAUAAAGCCAGUAGGGCUGAGGGACACCUUGGAAAUACUCGUCAGUGCAGAAUGUGACUGUGACUGCCAGAGAGAAGUAGAAGCCAACAGUUCUAAGUGCCACAACGGGAAUGGCUCCUUCCAGUGUGGGGUGUGUGCCUGCAACCCUGGCCACAUGGGUCCUCACUGCGAGUGCGGUGAGGAUACGGUGAGCACGGAUUCCUGCAAGGAGUCUCCGGAUCACCCCUCAUGCAGCGGAAGGGGUGACUGCUAUUGUGGGCAGUGUGUCUGCCACUUGUCUCCCUACGGAAGCAUCUACGGACCUUAUUGCCAGUGCGACAACUUCUCCUGUCUGAGACACAAAGGCCUACUCUGUGGAGAUAACGGUGACUGUGACUGUGGCGAAUGCGUGUGCCGGGAUGGCUGGACAGGGGAGUACUGCAACUGUACAACCAGCAGGGACUCAUGUGCAUCUGAGGAUGGAGUGCUGUGCAGUGGGCGUGGGGACUGUGUCUGUGGCAAGUGUGUCUGCAGAAACCCUGGAGCCUCAGGACCCACCUGUGAACGCUGUCCUACCUGUGGCGACCCCUGUAACUCUAAACGGAGCUGCAUCGAGUGCUACCUGUCUGCAGAUGGCCAGGCCCAAGAAGAGUGCGCGGACAAGUGCAAAGCCUCCGGUGCCACCGUCAGUGAGGAAGAUUUUUCAAAGGAUGCUUCUGUCUCGUGCUCUCUACAAGGAGAAAACGAAUGUCUUAUUACAUUCCUAAUAACUACGGAUAAUGAAGGGAAAACCAUCAUUCACAACAUCAAUGAAAAAGACUGCCCCAAACCUCCGAACAUUCCCAUGAUCAUGUUGGGGGUGUCACUGGCUAUCCUGCUCAUCGGUGUUGUGCUACUGUGCAUUUGGAAGCUGCUGGUAUCAUUUCACGACCGGAAAGAGGUUGCUAAAUUUGAAGCAGAACGAUCUAAGGCCAAGUGGCAAACGGGAACCAAUCCGUUGUACAGAGGCUCCACCAGCACGUUUAAGAAUGUGACCUACAAGCACAGGGAGAAGCACAAAGCAGGCCUUUCCUCAGAUGGGUAGGCAGACCUCCUUCGGCAAGAGAAAGUCAACUCUGCUUACGUCAAAGGUUAAUGCACUGUAUGAUUUGUCUUUCUUUGUUGCUUCAGAAGGAGGUUGACUUAAUAACAGGUCAUUCAGAGAUCAAUCAUUCAGGGCAUGAAGGUGAGACAUUGUUUGCAGGUUGGAAAUAAUCGAGAAAAGAAUAUCCCAAGCAAAGAGGUGAAGUCAAGACCCCUUGAAGAAUAUGAACUCUGUUGCAUUAAUGCCUCAAAAAAUAAUCAUCAAAAUAAUUCCCGGGAACUUGAUUUGCGCUUGAAAAAUGUUCAGAAUUAGAAUCUCACUUGCUUCCUGAAUCCACCUUCCUAAAGUCUUUGUCUC
Messenger RNA from Grammomys surdaster, 2787 nucleotides. It is a transcript of the gene Itgb6, whose product is annotated as integrin subunit beta 6. The record is from RefSeq and is a predicted model, not a curated record. Gene Ontology annotation, biological process: integrin-mediated signaling pathway; cell migration; cell adhesion mediated by integrin. Gene Ontology annotation, molecular function: integrin binding. The coding region runs from base 67 to 2430 and encodes 787 amino acids. NCBI's taxonomy places the organism in Eukaryota, Metazoa, Chordata, Mammalia, Rodentia, Muridae. Gene Ontology annotation, cellular component: integrin alphav-beta6 complex; cell surface; focal adhesion. The transcript is spliced from 16 exons.